Molecule: messenger RNA, 1104 nt
Organism: Panicum hallii
Lineage: Eukaryota; Viridiplantae; Streptophyta; Magnoliopsida; Poales; Poaceae
Exons: 5
Coding region: 157-777 (206 amino acids)
Source: RefSeq, a predicted model, not a curated record
CUGUUAUGAAGGCAGCAACUCAGAUAACAUUUUUACUUGCUAGAUCAUUCUUCAUUGAUCUUUGUACAGCAGUGCUUUCUUUGCUUGCACGAAUAAGGGUCCUGGUCCAACAGAGUUUUUGCUGUAGACUCUGACCCUCUGGUACUUGUUUCACAGAUGUUACUUGAUGUUGUAUCAUUAUAUAAUAAGGUUACAGAUCUUACUGAUAGGAAGCAGGCUGUUAAGAUUAGCAUCGGUGGAGUGCAGGCUUUCAGAGAGUACUACCCCUCUACGAAUGAUGCCUGCACAAUUCUGGAUUGUGUAUGGGUGAAAGAUAAAUUUGUUUUGCAUGAAAAGAUGAAAGGUAGCUGUCAGGAAACCCAAGUUGAGGAUCAGAAGUCCUUUGGUCCUGAAUCUUCAAUCCAGUAUGAGAUGCUUGCACUCAUUAGUGAAGAUACACCAAACUUUGAAGAAACAAACCAGACAGCCAAACAGGCAGGUGCUGCUGCGGCUGAUCAACCAGAUAAAAUGAACCAUUGCAGUGAUGCUGGAGGUUCUCAAAGUGGGAGGCAACUGGAAAAUGAAAGUGGUGCUUGUUCAGUUCCUGACACCCUUAGUACUCGUAUACAUUCAGUUCCACACCUGAACCUCAAGCAUGAGACUAGGAAGAGAGUAGCAUUCAUUGCUGUUGGAAAUCCAAAGGUUCCUGGUGCAGCUUCAGAAACAAAAUCAUCAGAAGUAAACAAGAAGCAAAGACUAGACAUGAUUUCACAGACCUCUGUAGAAUCUGGACUCUAGAGCAAAUUGCUGAUUCUGAGUACGCAGAAAAGUCCAUCCUUUAAUGUGUGUGGAAAUUCCCUCUUCUUCAUCAAGGGGAAGAACAAUGGAUACGAAAAUGAUAAUGCAGCUUCAAGAUACAGCAAAACCUGAAAUGAUUUGUACUGUAGAAGGGGUCACUAUUAACUUAGAGUUUCUGAAGCAGGCCGUUUUUAUUGUUUCUUAACCAAAUUUACAAUGAGCUCCAAGAUUAUUUUUGUAGAGUUUGUGUAUUUGGGAGAUAUCCAUGUUUAUGUCAAUGUUCUGUAGCACAAUUUCAUAUAAUUGAAAGUUUUCUCCAAACGAGCA